UUGAAUUGGAGGUUAACAACAGUUAAAAGGAGUGUUUUAUUAUUAACUGGGCGUUUGGAUUGUAUUAUUGUAACAUGGGAAGCCCGUCAUUUAUGUUGGGCCCUGCCCAAAAAGUACUAUUACACCAAGCAUCUGGAAGAGGCGGCACCCACUAGUUAAGGAGGCUUUGUUUCUACAGUAACCCAAUCUAUUUUUAAUUCUUCCUAAAUUGCCCAUUAAAAAAUCCAUCGAUUCCAUUCAAAAGUUUCAUUCACCGCGCAGAGUUUUGGGCGAACUGAAGACACUACAAACGACGAACUCUUAUCUCAGUUCAGAGAGAUUUUAUCAUCAAGCCUCGCAGGUGUCGCCGGGUUUGUUGAAUUGCACUGCAAUUGCUCGCGGAUUGUGUGGAAAUCCCUACUAGCUAGGGCUUAAGCGAAAUGGAUGCUUUACAGACCUUGAGGAAGAGGAAUGCAUGUGUGUACAUGGCAGUGGAAGAAAUUUUAUUUGAGCAGGAAAUACAGCUGGCUGUUGUCAUUGAUUAUUUUGAGAAAUCAAAAAAACGAAAGCGUAAACAUAGAACCUUGGUAGAACCCUAUGGUAUUAUCCAUAGAAUUCCUGACCAAACUAAGCACCUGAAUAGGAUGAUCGAGUUUAGUGAUAUGGACUGCAUUUUAAACUUACGAAUGGACCGGAAUACAUUCGGUCGGUUGUCUCAAUUGUUGAGGGUUAUAGGGGGGCUUAAUGAUAGCAAGUUUGUGACUGUGGAUGAACAGUUGGCGAUGUUCUUGUCUGUUCUUGCCCAUCAUAAAAAGAAUAGGGUCGUUAAAUUUGACUUUUGGCGAUCUGGACAAACUGUUUCGCAUUACAUACAUGUUGUACUAAAGGCUAUUCUACGAUUGGGUGUCAUUCUAUUGGUAAAACCAACUCCUGUUGCUGAUGAUUCAACCGACAUGAGAUGGAGGUGGUUCAAGGGUUGUUUGGGUGCAUUAGACGGAACAUAUAUCAAUGUGAUGGUAUCAAAUGCUGAUAAGCCGCGGUAUAGAACGCGCAAGGGCCAGAUCUCAACUAAUACCCUUGCCGUGUGUGACCAUCACAUGAAGUUUGCAUAUGUUUUACCCGGAUGGGAGGGUUCUGCAGCCGAUUCUAGGGUUCUACGCGAUGCCGUUAACCGUGUUAAUGGUUUGAAAGUCCCACGGGGUUCCUAUUACUUGUGCGAUAAUGGCUACGCCAAUUCUGAAGGUUUUCUAGCACCAUAUAAAGGUGUUAGGUACCACCUAAAGGAGUGGGGGCCGAAUGCUGCAAGGCCCCAAAAUAGAGAAGAAUUAUUCAAUCUCCGGCAUACACGGGCACGUAAUGUGAUAGAACGAGCUUUUGGGAUAAUGAAGAUGAGGUGGGGGAUUUUACGCAGCACCACUUAUUAUCCCAUUAAGGUGCAGAUUAGGCUCAUAAUGGCUUGCUUCAUAAUUAAUAACUUCAUUAGAUCACAAAUGACUGUAGAUCCUAUUGAGCAAGCAUUUGACAACUUGCCAAAUGAGAAUGAGUUUAUUGAGACUGACCAUGGUGACCAUAUUGAUGCCGUUGAACCUAGUGUUGAAUGGACGGCGCAUAGGGACACAAUUGCGCAGAGUAUGUGGCAGCAAUACCUCCUACAACAGUGAGUUGGGUACGAGCCGUAUAGCGACGCGUUGUAUCCCGCGCCUGAUUGUAGCUGUGGGCGGGGAAGAAUGGUAUUACUACGUGCUGGAAACAAAGCCAGGAACGCAGGUCGUUAUUUCUACAAGUGCCCAACUUUUACCAAUCACGGGCCAACCUCUUUUAUUUGGUUUGACGAAUUCCAGUUGCGUACGCCUGGAGAUACUUGUUCGAACAUGCAUCAGUGGACCUCAUCUAAUCAAAACACCCAGAGUGAGCAAUCUGCGACAUCCUCUUGGAGUCGGCACAUGGAACCAGAUAACAGAGGAUUGCACGAGAGUGCAUCUGUGCCUACUAAACCUGUCAUCGAGGCUUACUAUUCACUUAUUGUUGUUGGGUCCUUCUGUAUUUUUUUGCUUGGUUUGCUUGCUGGGAAGGUCCUCUGAAACUCUUUUAGCAUGUCUAUGUAAAAGUUGAACCUCUUUUGAUGAUGAUUGUAUGAACUUCUUGUUGGGUAUUUCUAAGUUAAGACCUCUAUGUAUCAUGCCUUUGUGGAUCUC
Salvia miltiorrhiza (redroot sage) is the source of this 2174-nucleotide messenger RNA. RefSeq lists its product as uncharacterized. Lineage: Eukaryota; Viridiplantae; Streptophyta; Magnoliopsida; Lamiales; Lamiaceae. The coding region runs from base 420 to 1640 and encodes 406 amino acids. The transcript has 6 exons. The record is from RefSeq and is a predicted model, not a curated record.